AUGUCUGGUCUAAAGAGAAGAGUUUCUGAGGUUAAUGAUUUGAAGACAGAUGGACCUAAUAUCAAUAAGAAGGCACUUUUAGAGCACAUAGAGAAUGAUGAAUCUGAGGACAGACUCGCGUUGGAGAGUGAGGAUAAUAAUAAUAGUAAUGAUGAUAGUGAAGAUGAUGCAGAAGAAGAAGAGAAUAAAUCAACAACAACUACGACGGGUUCCAAAGGACAAAGUAGUGGCACUGCAGCUCAAGACAUUCAUAUAAUUAGAGAAACAGCAGAGUUGUUCAAAUCCAAUAUUUUCAAAUUGCAGAUUGAUGAGUUGUUACAACAGGUUAAAUUAAAGGAUUCACACAUUUUAAAAGUGGAAAAAUUUCUACAUAUGCUACACGAUUUGAUUCACGAAGUACCAGAAUGGGAACCGAAGACUAUAGCGGAAGCUGAAUCAUUUUUCAAAGGCAAAGUUGUUAGAAUACCAUUUGUGGAUCCUAAACCUGAUCCUUCAUCUACAAAUUACAAAGUUGAUUACAAAACUCCAAUGAUAUCUCUAGUGGGGUCGUUUGCUUUAAAAGCAGGGAUAUAUCAACCACACGGUUCAGCCAUAGAUGUACUUUUAACCAUGCCAGAAGAACUUUUCGAGAAGAAAGAUUUUUUGAAUUUUAGAUGUUUGCACAAGAGGAGCGUUUAUCUUGCCUAUUUCACCCACCAUUUAAACAUACUUUUCAAAAGGAAUAAGAUGGAUGAAUUUUUACAAUUGGAAUACUCCUAUUUCAACAACGAUACACUUUUACCAAUUUUGAAAAUUUCAUGUAAGCCACAGGAUUCUCAUAUUUCAGAUUACAAUUUUUACAAGACUAAAUUCUCCAUUAAUUUGAUCAUUGGAUUUCCUUAUCAAAUCUUUGAUUCUAAAAAAUUACUACCGAACAGAAAUUGUAUUAGGGUAGCUUCUAAUGAACCAAACCAGUCAUUACCAGCCACUCCUCUUUACAAUUUUUCAAUUUUAUCCUCUACUACUUAUGAAACCUAUUUGAAAUAUUUGCACAGGGCUAAAAAACAAACCGAGUCCUUUGUUCAGGCAACUACACUAGGUAGACUUUGGUUACAACAACGUGGAUUUUCAUCAAAGAUAGCUCAUUCUGGAACGCUUGGUGGAUUCGGUACUUUUGAAUUCGCAAUAUUGAUGGCGGCUCUGCUAAAUGGUGGUGGUAACAAUGGUAAUAAAAUUCUCCUUCACGGUUUUUCAUCCUAUCAACUGUUCAAAGGUGUUAUAAAGUAUCUUGCCACAAUGGACUUAUGCAAUGAUGGUCAUCUACAGUUCCAUUCAGAUAAUCAAUCUUCAUCCAAAUAUGUGGAAGAAGGGUUCCAAAUACCUACUCUUUUCGAUAAAACAACAAAGGUCAAUAUUUUGAGUAAAAUGUCGGUUUCUUCUUAUGAAAUUUUGAAGAAAUCUGCUCAACAAACUUUGACAAUGCUUAAUGACGUGGUUAGAGAUCAAUUUGCCAAUGUAUUUUUAACCAAUAUUAGCAGAAUGGACAAUUUUAGGUACGACAUUUGUUACGAUGUAGUUUUACCUAAUGGCGGUAAGACUAAACCUGAAGAACUGACAAAUUCCACCUUUGGACCAACAGAAAGGAUAAAAUUUAUCACUCUGGAAAAUUUUCUCGUCAAUAAAAUUGCAAACGUUUUGAAAUUUGCCCUAGGGGAUAGAAUUCAUUUUGUCGAUGUUGAACUGGUUGGUAAAAGGGACACUUUCCCAAUUUCCAAGAGAAAAGCUAACUCUGGGACUGGUAACUUAUUAAACUUUGACCUUAUCAGAGUAAAGUUACUGGUUAACCCGUCAGAAUCAGAGAAAUUGGUAACGAGGGGUCCAAAGCAUUCGGAGGAACCUACUCCAGAGGCAGUACACUUCAAAAACUUCUGGGGUUCCAAGUCUUCCCUUCGUCGUUUCAAAGAUGGGUCUAUAACACAUUGUUGCGUGUGGUCUACAUCCUCUACGGAACCAGUCAUCUCAAGCAUAGUCAAUUUUGCGUUACACAAGCACCUUUCUGAAGGUACCCGCAUAUUAAAUGAUAGAACCAAACAAUUGCAAAGUUUCUUACCAUUACCAAAUCUACCAGCAAGUUCUAAGACAUCCGUGUUGAAUUUGAACAGUUUCUACAAUUUAAAGAGAUCUUUUGACGAUCUGUACAGAAUAAUCUUCGAAAUGUCACUACCACUUUCUGUGAAAUCGAUUCUGCCCGUUGGUCAGGCGUUCAGAUACACAUCCUUAUGCCAUCCUGUUCCAUUUGCAUAUUCUAACCCAGAUUUUUUCCAAGAAGUAGUGCUGGAAUUUGAGACUUCCCCAAAAUGGCCUGAUGAGAUUACUUCUUUGGAAAAGGCAAAGACAGCAUUCUUACUAAAGAUUGACGAACAAUUACAAGCCAAUCAUGGUGAUAAUUACAAAAGUUUUUUUACAAGAGACGAAUCAAUUCCUUACAAUUUAGAUGUCAUCUUGUUAAACGUGCUCACCCCAGAAGGUUAUGGAUUCAAAUUUAGAGUUUUAACAGAACGUGAUGAGAUUUUGUAUUUGAGAGCUAUCUCCAAUGCUAAAAAGGAUUUAGUCCCAGAACUGGAGAAGACGUACAUGAAGUUCACUUCCAAAUAUGUGGCUUCUGUGAGACAUGCCAGAACUUUGGAAACUUUAUCUCAUUCAAUCCCAUUUUUUUCACCUGUGGUCAGGCUAUUCAAAAGAUGGCUAGAUGCCCAUUUGCUCUUGGAUCAUUUAAACGAAGAGUUGGUGGAAUUAAUUGCACUUAAACCAUUUGUCGAAAGCUCACCAUAUUCGGUUCCUGGUUCAGUCGAAAACGGGUUUUUAAAAGUUCUCAAAUUCUUAAGCCAGUGGAAUUGGAAGGAAGAACCUCUCAUUCUAGAUUUGGUGAAACCUGAUGAGGAAUUAGAAUCUGGUUCCACUGAUGAAGAUCCCAAAUCUACUGAAAAGAUGAAUUUAGGCCAGUUUAAAGGUAUCCAGGCCAACUUCCAGAAUUUGAGGAAAACAGAUCCUAACGGAAUGCACGUUCAAUUUUUCGUAGCUUCCAAAAUUGAUCCAAGUGGUAUACUUUACUCCAGUGGUAUUCCAUUGCCUAUUGCGACGAGACUCACUGCUCUGUCUAAGGUGGCGGUUAAUUUAUUGCAAACUCAUGGAUUCAACAAACAAACCAUUGAUCUUUUGUUCACCCCGGCAUUAAAGGAUUACGAUUUUGUUGUUCAUCUCAAAUCACCAUCCCCGCUAAAGAUUUCCUCAGGAAUUCUAGAUUCUUCGGAAUUCAAAAAUCUGGCUAACGACAAACUACUGAACUCUUUCCCUUCUGAUACUUCUUCACUAAGCAGAAAGAUGGAUCCAACUUACCAAUUGGUCAAAUAUUUGAACAUGAAGUACAAAAAUAGUGUCAUUUUUUUUAGUCACAGAUACAUGGCAGUUAAUGGUGGUGAAAAAGGUGAUAGAAAUGUCAUUACAGGAUUGAUAAAGCCUUUCUUCAAGAAACCUCAGAAGUUUAGAGUAAACAUGGAUUAUAACUCUAAACCAAUCGAUGAACAAACUGUGGAGCUCAAUAGAGACGCAAUUUUCCACGAAAUUGCAGCAUUCUGCAGUGAACUACUGGUAAAAUUCGAUACAGAUUGA
Zygosaccharomyces rouxii is the source of this 3648-nucleotide messenger RNA. RefSeq names its product rRNA-processing protein UTP22 (gene UTP22). Lineage: Eukaryota; Fungi; Ascomycota; Saccharomycetes; Saccharomycetales; Saccharomycetaceae. Gene Ontology annotation, cellular component: small-subunit processome; UTP-C complex; CURI complex. The record is from RefSeq and is a predicted model, not a curated record. The transcript has a single exon. The coding region runs from base 1 to 3648 and encodes 1215 amino acids. Gene Ontology annotation, biological process: rRNA processing; tRNA export from nucleus.